Molecule: messenger RNA, 945 nt
Organism: Polypterus senegalus (gray bichir)
Lineage: Eukaryota; Metazoa; Chordata; Cladistia; Polypteriformes; Polypteridae
Product: olfactory receptor 8H1-like
Exons: 1
Coding region: 1-945 (314 amino acids)
Biological process (GO): G protein-coupled receptor signaling pathway
Cellular component (GO): membrane
Molecular function (GO): olfactory receptor activity; G protein-coupled receptor activity
Source: RefSeq, a predicted model, not a curated record
AUGGAGAACCUUACCUAUUCUCCGACAGAGUUUAUUUUGGAUUGCUUGAACCAUUCAGAACAGCGGAGCUUCAUAACUGCAGUAGUUUUCUUAAUUUACCUGGUAACUCUUGUGGGAAAUGUGCUGGUGAUUCUAGUAAUCAUGCUAGACCACCAACUACAAUCACCUAUGUAUUUCUACAUUGGCAUCCUCGCAUGUAUCGACCUGACUUGUAGCACCAACAUCAUCCCAAGAAUGCUGUCUGCUGUACUCUUUGACCGAGUUGUGCCAAAAAUAGCCUGCUUUGCACAGUUAUACACUUUACAUCACUUGGAGGUGAUGCAGACGUUUCUACUGACUUUCAUGGCAUACGACCGCUAUGUGGCUGUGGUUAAUCCCCUCAGAUAUCCCUCAAUCAUUACAAACAGAACUGUUGCAGCUUCAUUCGUACUGUCCAAUAUUUUAGGUUUAAUCGCUGUUAUACCAUUUGUAUUACUAGCUAGUGGUCUGCAUUUCUGUCGUACAAAUGUGGUGCCUUACUGCAUGUGUGACCAUGCCACAAUGGUUCGCAUUGCGUGUGUAGACUACAUCACUUACCUCAUUCCUGGCUCUACAGUGUGUGCGCUGUUCCUCUUAUUCCCUUUAGGCACCAUCAUUUUUUCAUACAGCAAGAUAGUUCAGGCUGUUCUGAAGAUCUCCUCAAAAGAAGGCAGAAGAAAAACAUUCAGCACGUGUCUUACACACUUGAUGGUUGUCGGCAUAUUUUAUAUUCCACUCUUCAUUGCUUAUGUCUUGCCAUCCACUGGAACAACUGCUGAAGAUUACAACGUUAUCGCCAUCAUUCCCUGCAUAAUACCGCCAAUGUUUAAUCCAGUUAUAUACAGCUUCAGAAACAAGGAGAUAAAGAAAGGCAUCAUAAAACUUGUAUGUAAAAGGAGAAUUGUUCCAGAAUCAAACAAACACUAA